Messenger RNA from Erigeron canadensis, 2386 nucleotides. RefSeq names its product receptor protein kinase-like protein ZAR1. The transcript has 3 exons. Gene Ontology annotation, biological process: protein phosphorylation. The record is from RefSeq and is a predicted model, not a curated record. Gene Ontology annotation, molecular function: protein kinase activity; ATP binding; protein binding. Lineage: Eukaryota; Viridiplantae; Streptophyta; Magnoliopsida; Asterales; Asteraceae. The coding region runs from base 198 to 2153 and encodes 651 amino acids.
CCUCGAUUAAUCCACUCUUAAAUUCAAAUUCAUAAUCAUCAAAACACAAAUUCAUCAUCAUCAAUUCAUCAUCUUCUACCAUUUCACUACUUGUGCCAAAACUCAUAGUAACACCUUGUUACAUUAUUACAUUGCAUCAUCAUGAAAUAAUAAUCACAAUAAAAAUUUGUCAAAACACCAAACAAAAGUUGCAUACAAUGAAUCUUAUCAAAACAAUAUUUAUCAUCUUGGCAUAUACAUACACAUUUUCUAUAUCUAUAUCUUACUCACUAACCUCCGAUGGGUUAUCACUACUAGCACUCAAAUCCGCCAUAACCAAUGACCCAACCAACAUUCUAACAACAUGGUCAGAAGAUGACGUCACCCCAUGUCACUGGUCCGGCGUCUCCUGCAGCUCCGACCACCGUGUCACCGCCGUCUUCUUACCAAACAAAAACCUCACCGGCUACUUGCCGUCAGAACUUGGCGCCAUUCUGUCUCUCAAACAUCUUUCAUUGUCUCACAAUAACUUCUCAAACAUAAUUCCGACUCACUUGUUCAAUGCUGUAAAUCUUUUGUCUAUUGAUCUUUCAUAUAACCAGCUCGCCGGAGCUUUACCGGAAAAUAUCAAGAAUCUUGAAGCUCUUACCUUUUUGGAUUUAUCUUCAAAUUUGUUAAAUGGGUCUCUUCCAGAAUCUUUAAGUAACCUUACUAACCUUUCUGGGACUGUUAAUUUGUCAUUUAAUCAAUUUUCCGGCGAGAUUCCGGCGUCUUUUGGGUUGUUUCCGGUUAUGGUUAGUUUGGACCUCCGGCAUAAUAAUCUCACCGGAAAGAUUCCUCUUGUUGGUUCUCUGCUAAACCAGGGACCAACAGCAUUCACUGGAAAUCCAUUUCUAUGUGGAUUUCCUUUGGAAACACAAUGCUCCGACCCGGAAGCUCAAAACCCACGAAUUUUAUCAAACCCGGAUACCCCAAAGAACCCGGGUUCAUCAUCCGGGUUAUCGGGUAAGUCGGGUUCCGGUUCUGGGUCCGUUGCGGUUCCAUUGAUCACAGGUGUAUCUGUGGUUAUAGGGAUAAUGUUUUUUUCAAUGUGGGUUUACAAUAGAAAACGGAAGUUUAAUGAGGGUAAAAUAGGAAAAAAAGAAAUUGAAAAAGAACAAAUUAAUGUAGUUGUGAAUGAUCAAGAAGGGCAAGAUGGUAAAUUUGUAGUGAUGGAUGAAGGGUUUAGUUUGGAAUUAGAGGAUUUGUUAAGGGCAUCAGCUUAUGUGGUGGGGAAAAGUAAGAGUGGGAUAGUGUAUAAGGUGGUGGCCGGCCGCGGUUCGGGUGCGGCGGUGGGCGCAGUGGUGGCAGUGAGACGUUUGAGUGAGGGCGACGGUGUGUGGAGGUUGAAGGAGUUUGAGGUGGAGGUGGAAAGUAUAGGGAGGGUGCAACAUCCUAAUAUUGUGAGGUUAAGGGCUUAUUACUAUGCUAAUGAUGAGAAACUUUUGGUUUCAGAUUUUGUUAGCAAUGGGAGCUUGUACUCAGCGCUUCAUGGUGGGCCCGCAAAUCCUUUGCCGCCGUUAUCAUGGGCCUCAAGGCUAAAGAUUGCUCAAGGAACCGCAAGGGGUCUAGCCCACAUCCAUGAGUGCAGUCCUCGUAAACACGUUCAUGGUAACAUAAAAUCAUCAAAAAUCCUUCUUGAUGAUGACUUGCAACCCUUUAUUUCUGGGUUUGGGCUGAACCGUCUAGUGUCAGCCACUAUCUCAAAGUCCACCUCCCGGAAGCUUAGCAAUUCUAGCCAACAAACGCUCACUAGCUCGAAAAGCACAUCAUCUGCAACAUCUAAUGUGUAUUACGUGGCUCCUGAAGCCCGAAUUUCGGGUCAUAAAUUUACCCCAAAGUGUGAUGUGUACUCUUUCGGUAUUGUCUUGUUGGAGAUGUUAACGGGUCGGACUCCUGAUGGUGGCGGGCUUGAUAACAAUGGGAAAGGGCUGGAGAGUUUUGUGCGGAAGGUGUUUCGGGAAGAAAGGCCGUUGUCCGAGAUUAUUGAUCCGGUGCUUUUGCAAGAAGUUCGUGCCAAAAAACAAGUGGUGGGGGCAUUUCAUAUCGCGCUCAACUGCACCGAGCUCGACCCAGAGGUUAGGCCCAAGAUGCGAAUGAUCUCUGAUAGCCUUGACCGCAUAAAAUUGCAGUGAAUUUUUUUGAACCAUUUGUAUGUGAUUAACUCAAGAGUAGGAGAAAAGACAAAGCUUCUUAGAAGAUAUAUUCCUUUUGGGUUUUUGGCUAAUUUUUUGAAGGUAGUAACUGUAGAAGAUGUUCUUUCCUUUUUUGUACUCUUGGGAUGUAAACUUUGGCUUAGCAUUGGAGAAAUAUUAAUGUUUUAGAUUAUGUAAUUAAAGUUAACUAAAAGGGGUGUUCUUUGAAGGUA